This is a messenger RNA of Pangasianodon hypophthalmus (striped catfish), 2673 nucleotides long. RefSeq names its product sulfite oxidase (gene suox). The coding region runs from base 284 to 1987 and encodes 567 amino acids. NCBI's taxonomy places the organism in Eukaryota, Metazoa, Chordata, Actinopteri, Siluriformes, Pangasiidae. Gene Ontology annotation, molecular function: oxidoreductase activity; molybdenum ion binding; heme binding. The transcript has 5 exons. Gene Ontology annotation, cellular component: mitochondrion. The record is from RefSeq and is a predicted model, not a curated record.
AAAGCGUCUUACUACGACAUCAGAUGCUUUUGGUGGUGAUUGGAGGUCUGGCAGCUGGUCCUCGCGCUCGGUGUGAAAUAGCAACCGUCAGGGAGAAGAACAGCAGUGAGCUCACUUCAGUUUAAACAGUCUAGGACUCCUACAUCACGGGCAGCAAGCUGUGGCUGUGUGUACACUGGGUACUGUACUGUAUAGUGUGCUCAGAUAGUGCUCACUCUGAGGUCUCGGGGCUCCGUGGUGACGUCCAUACUGCACACUAGCGUACUAAAGACUCACCAGUGCAAUGCAGCACCUCAGACACUGCAAAAGUUUUGCCCAUGUUUCAUUUCUCAUUGUGCCAAGGCAGCUGAAGAGCCCCAUCCCUGCAGUAUCUGUGUGGUCAGGAUUUCGUGCUCUGCAUUCGAGGAGCAGUAGCCAAGAUCAGCACUAUUCCAGAUUCAGAGGAUCAAGGUUCAGAUACGCAUUAACUGGCCUGGUAGCUGGAACUGGAGCUGUACUGGCUUAUGGACUCCAUCACAAUAAGGCCGAGCAAGCUGCAAUUCCAGUGACUCAGACGAACUCCCUACCAGUUUACAGCCAGGAAGAAGUUACAAAACAUUGCGCCGUUGAAAAGGGUAUAUGGGUCACUUACAAAGGAAGCGUCUAUGAUGUUACUGACUUUGUGGCCAUCCAUCCUGGUGGUGACAAAAUCCUUCUAGCCGCGGGUAAGGCUCUAGAACCCUUUUGGGCACUUUAUGCCGUUCAUGAACAAGAGCAUGUUCUGGAAAUUCUGUCUAAGUAUAAAGUUGGCAUUCUUCGAGCAGAAGUCGGCAAGAAGGAGGACAUUAAAUCUGCAGAUCCUUAUUCUACUGACCCUGCUCGUCAUCCUGCUCUCAGAGUGAACAGUUUAAAACCCUUUAAUGCUGAAUCACCGCCUGCCAUUCUUACUGAUAGUUAUAUCACCCCUUCUGCCAUCUUUUUCAAGCGAAACCACCUUCCUGUUCCCCGUGUGGAUCCUAAAACAUACAGGCUGAAAAUUGAGGGUCUUCCUGGAGGUACUGUGUCUCUGAGUUUGGACGAUCUUAAGUCUCAUUUUCCUAAACAUACAGUAAUGGCAACCCUCCAGUGUGCUGGGAACCGUCGUUCUGAGAUGGACAAAGUGAAGCAGGUCAAAGGUCUAAACUGGGGAAUUGCGGCAAUCAGUAAUGGUACAUGGUCCGGUGCUUAUCUGAGAGAUGUCCUGUACCAUUACGGCUUUGGUCCAGAGGUGGCAGCUAAAGCACGGCAUGUACAGUUUGAAGGUUUAGACAUGGAUGUGACGGGUACAGCAUAUGGAGCGUCAAUCCCAUUAAGCAAGGCCAUGAGUGAAGAGGGAGAUGUCCUGUUAGCAUACGAAAUGAAUGGAGAGGAUCUCCCGGCAGAUCAUGGCUUCCCGGUCCGUGUCAUUGUUCCUGGAGUUGUUGGAGCCCGAAAUGUCAAAUGGCUCGGCAAGAUAGUCAUCAGCGAAGAGGAAAGCCAGAGUCACUGGCAGCAGAAUGACUACAAAGGCUUUUCACCAGGCACUGAUUGGGACACAGUGGACUUUAAAUCAGCUCCUGCCAUCCAGGAGCUUCCUGUUCAGUCAGCCAUCACAAAUCUGGCAGAUGGUUCCUCAGUAGAACGAGACAUGGAGGAAGUGACUGUUAAAGGUUAUGCCUGGAGCGGUGGAGGAAGGGAGGUGAUGAGGGUCGACGUCUCGUUGGAUGGAGGGAAGACAUGGCACGUGGCCAAACUUCAGAAUAGCGAGGAAGGAGAAACUUCUGCACCUUCUCCUCCAUUUGGUCGAGCUUGGGCCUGGAAACUUUGGGAAAUAACAGUUCCAUUACCAGAUGGAGCUGAGGAGCUGGAGGUUGUUUGCAAAGCAGUCGACAGUAGUUACAAUACCCAACCAGACUCUGUGCCGCCUAUUUGGAACUUGAGAGGGGUUCUUUGCAAUGCUUGGCAUCGAGUCAGGGUGAAAGUAAUAUGAGGGUUUGGAUGAAAACCAGAAGAAGUUUUACUCAGGAAAACAAAUUUGUUAUACUUUAUAUGCCUCCAAGUGUUUAGGUGUUGACAGCUUCAAAUGUUUAUUUAGCCUACAUUAUAGCAUCAUACAAUGAACUAGCAUCAUACAGUAUUAGCAUCAUACAGUGAACUAGCAUCAUACAGUAUUAGCAUCAUACAAUGAACAGGCCACAAAACUGGAUGAGAUUUUAUUUUGUUUACAACCUACAUUACAAUCACUAUCCACAAUGGGAAAUCCUAUUUGCUUCACUUCUUGCCUUGUUUUUCAGUUAUCUUUGCCAAUUAUUAUUAUUAUAUUUGUCUGUACAUUUGGGGCUUUUGUACAGAACUGUAGUUCCCAUAGACUCUCACAUAACUAUACGCACAAAAAUGUUCCAUAAUGUAAUUUUCAUUGUAACAGGUAUUUCAUUCAGUAGAAGCAGACUGGAUUUGCUUAAAUAAUGAGUUGAUACUCAACAGCUGUGGUCCUGUGCUAAUGACAGGAAGGUUGUAAAUUCAAGUCCCAACACUGCCAAAUAGCUACUGUUGGGCUUUUAGCAUCACUUCUAAAUCACCUAAUGUGUCUGCCAAAUAAAAAAUGUAACAUCAAGUGAAAUUGGCUAUCUUUGCAGAAUGGGGAAAUAAAUGUUGUUUGGCACAUGACUAAAGUGA